ACCUGGUUGAGCGCACACAUUACAGUGUGAAGGACCCAGGUUCCAGCCCCUGGUCCCCACCUACAGGGGGAAAGCUUCAUGAGUGGUGUGUUGGGACUUGAGGUUCUCUCUGUGCACCUGUGUGAAGGAGUUCUUGGGGAACCUACUUGUGGAAUUUCUGCGUGGAAAGCUUCCAGUCAGUCGGUGAUUGUAACAAAGCUGCCAGAGUCACAGAGGAAACAGGAACCUUGGCACUGGGUAGCGAGUACCUAGAAGUCUGGCAGGGGUCCUGCUGGUAGCACACAGUGUGGGAGAGGAACUGCUUCCCAUGGCUUCUGAAGACGCGACUGUUACAGUUCGCCUCAUUCGUUCAUUUGUGCAUCACAAUUUCAAACCUAUAGUCUACCAUGGAGUUGAUUUGGACCAAACUGUAAAGGAUUUUAUAGUAUUUUUAAAGCAAGAUAUCCCUGUAAGGACCAGCCUGCCACCACCAUUCAGAAAUUAUAAAUAUGAUAAACUAAAGAUUAUUCAUCAAGCACAUAAAUCAAAGACAAAUGAACUUGUAUUGAGUUUGGAGGACGAUGACACACUCAUGUUAAGAGAAGACAGCACCCUGAAAGCAGCUGGAAUUGCCAAUGAAACUGAAAUUGCAUUCUUCUGUGAAGAAGAUUAUAAGAACUACAAAGCUAAUCCCAUUUCAUCCUGGUAAAACCUCACGGGAGCUUCCUUUUUGCAUACCUAUAUUAAGCUCUUUAUUCUACUAGUGAGUAUUUUUAAAUUGACAAAUAAAUUUGAAAAGUUAACCCCAAA
Erinaceus europaeus (western European hedgehog) is the source of this 789-nucleotide messenger RNA. RefSeq names its product chromosome 18 C2orf76 homolog (gene C18H2orf76). NCBI's taxonomy places the organism in Eukaryota, Metazoa, Chordata, Mammalia, Eulipotyphla, Erinaceidae. The record is from RefSeq and is a predicted model, not a curated record. Bases 308 to 688 code for a protein of 126 amino acids. The transcript has 8 exons.